CCAUGAAGCACGCGACGUCGAAACCUGCGGCGGCGGCGUCGCCCGAGACGCCCGCAUCGACCUCCUGGACGGCGCACGUGCUCAUUCACUACCGCUGGGUGUUUGUGUGCUUCUUCCUCCUCCCGCUCUCGUUCCUCUACGACGUUGCGUACUUUGUCCGGAGCCGCGUCAUCUUUUACCUUAACUCGGCGCCGCACCAGCACAAGAGCCGCGUCGCUAUCGUCCAGCGCCAGGUGCGGCAAUGGAUUGCGACUGGGCGGGCGAUGCCCAUGUGCACGGCGCGGCCGGGCUGGCAAAACAUCUCGUACCGUCGCGGCAAGUACAAGAAGACGCACUUUAACGUCAAAGUCGACAUGAUGGACAUUCUCGAAGUCAACACGUCGACCAAGACGGUGCGCGUCGAGCCGCUCGUGACCAUGGGCCAGCUCUCGGCGACGCUCAACCCGCUUGGGUGGACGCUCCCGAUCAUGCCAGAGCUUGACGACCUCACUGUUGGCGGCCUCGUCAUGGGCACGGGCAUCGAGACAUCGUCGCACCGCCACGGUUUGUUCCAGCACAUUUGCAAGUCGUACGAGCUCGUGCUUGCUGACGGUUCGGUCGUCACGUGCUCGAAAGAGUCGAACGCCGACCUCUUCUACGCCGUGCCCUGGUCCUACGGCACGCUCGGCCUCCUCACGGCGGUCGAAAUCGAAAUCAUUCCGUGCCUCCCCUACGUCAAGAUCGAGUACACGCCCGUGACGUCGCUCGACGAAGCGUGCCGCGUCUUUGAGCAAAAGAGCAAGUCGGUCGACCACCACUUUGUGGAGGCGCUCAUGUUCUCGCUCGAGACGGGUGUUGUCAUGACCGGGUCCAUGACAGCGUCAUACGAACCGACCAAGCUCAAUGCGAUUGGUACGUGGCACAAGCCGUGGUUCUUCAAGCACGUCGAGGGUAUUCUGGCCAAGAAGAGAGCUGUGACCGAGUAUAUUCCUCUGCGCGACUACUACCACCGCCACUCGCGCAGCAUCUUUUGGGAGCUCCAGGACAUUAUUCCGUUUGGCAACAACAUUGUCUUUCGGUACCUCCUCGGCUGGCUCGUGCCGCCCAAGGUGUCGCUCCUCAAGCUCACGCAAGGCAACGCGAUCAAGCAGCUGUACGACAACCACCACUUUAUCCAAGACAUGCUCGUGCCCCUCUCGACCCUCGAGCCCUCGCUGCGGUGCUUUCAUGACAACGUCCAGAUCUACCCGCUGUGGCUCUGCCCGUUCAAGCUCCCAAAGGAGCCCGGCAUGCUCCAGACCAAUUCGCAGGACGAGCUUUUUGUCGAUAUUGGCGCCUACGGUGUGCCGCAAGUCGACCAUUUCCGCCCGAUCGAGACCACCCGCCGUGUCGAAGAGUUUGUGCGCGGCGUCUCGGGCUUUCAAAUGCUGUAUGCCGACUCGUACAUGACCGAGCCUGAGUUUGAAGCCAUGUUUGACCACACGUUGUACAAGAAAAUGCGCGUCGAGCUCCAAUGCGACGGCGCGUUCCCAACUGUUUACGGCAAAGUUGCACGCGCGGUCCGUGACUAGAAACACCCAUACAUGAAUCAAAAUGUAGACUUGUUCAUUGCGCCGU
This is a messenger RNA of Saprolegnia diclina VS20, 1596 nucleotides long. RefSeq names its product delta24-sterol reductase. The transcript has 9 exons. Gene Ontology annotation, molecular function: Delta24(24-1) sterol reductase activity; FAD binding. Gene Ontology annotation, biological process: steroid metabolic process. Lineage: Eukaryota; Oomycota; Saprolegniomycetes; Saprolegniales; Saprolegniaceae. The record is from RefSeq and is a predicted model, not a curated record. The annotation marks the transcript as partial. Gene Ontology annotation, cellular component: membrane; cytoplasm.